AGAAAGCUGGAAAGUGCUUUCCAGCUAAUUAUCCCUUUGUGAGCAGUCCAAAAAAUGAGUGAGUCAGUUGGGGCAGAAAAUUCACUUGGUACAUCAUUAAGCCUGUGUUUCUGCAUCUUUGCAGCAUUACUCCCUAAAGAGGGAUGAGGGUCACCUCAUUAUCCUGGCAGUAAAAAGAACUUGUGAUAAGAAGCAUGGGAAGGGAUUAAUACAGAUAAAUUAAGAAAACAUCAGCACCCUUUCUAAGAGCUGCUGAGAAAAAAACCUGCUACUCAGCCCUCAGCUGCAGCAGUUACAGGAAUGACUGAUGCUCAAAGUGAAAAUCAGGUUAGUAAGAAACCCAGGAGAGUAAUGAAGACCUGAGCUUCACCCUCACAGCUGCUGCUGCUGCUGCUGCUGUUGCUGGAAGUGAACACUGAAGACCAACCUUCUUCACUGUGUGAGGAGAGGGGAGGAGAUUAUUUCUGGUGGUUUGGAAGCUUUUGAAAUAUACAUAUUUUAAUUGUCAUCUUGGGAGGGCUUUUUUGGCAAACUACUGACAGCGAUGCUUUUAAAAGGGGUUCAGUCUUUCCUGAGCCACCUUGGAGGGUCUAAAGUUUUGAGCUGAUAAACAUCUUCCCUUUAUGUGAACUAAAGCUUGGAACGUUCAUUCAUAAUAUGAAGAUGCUGCUGACUUUGUUCCUCUUCCUUAUUGGGAGUCAAACUUCAGUAACUCAGACGCCUGCCCCUACAUCUGCAGAUAUUGUCCUUUUGGUUGACAGCUCUAAUAGCCUGGGAAACAAGGCAUUCCCCUCUAUGAAGUCUUUUAUUAGCAAACUGAUCAGUCAUCUAACAGCAACUCCUAACCAAUAUCGUAUCGCGCUUGCCCAGUACAGUGAUGAUUUGCAUGUUGAAUUUCUGCUAGACGCCUAUACAGCAAAGAACCCAAUGCUGAAUUAUGUCAGAAAGAAAUUUGUAUUCAAGGGUGGUUCAGUAAAAACUGGCAAUGCCCUUCGAAAAGUUCAUGGGACCUAUUUCAAAGGACCAACUAGUGGAAGAGACAAAGAACGAAUUCUGGUAGUCUUGACUUCAGGGGCAUCAGAGGAUGCUGUAGUAGAACCUGCCAAGACCUUGAAAAGUGACGGGGUAAAAAUCAUAGCCGUGGGGAUUCAGGAUGUUUCUCCUCAAGAACUGCAGUCAAUGGCUACACCUCAAUUUUCUUAUAAGUUUCGCACAGUGAGGGAUCUCAGUAUGUCUUCUCAAAUGACCAAGAUCAUCGAGGAUGUUAUUCAAACAGAUAUUAAUGGUAUAAUACCAACAGAUAUAAUUGCAAGUGCUCCUGAGAGAGAAGUUUGUAAGAAUGAUUCCGUUGCUGAUGUUGUGUUCAUAGUAGAUGAGGGUGUUUCAAAACCAAAAUCUGAACAUAUUAAAAAGUUCCUGCAAGAUACAGUCUCCUUUCUUGAUGUGAGGAAGAAUUGUAUAAAGAUUGGCCUAGUGACAUAUAGCAGUGAGCCACAUGUGUUAUCUUUAUUGAGCGAAGAAACAAACAAAACUGCUAUUCUGCAGAAAAUACAGGGCUUUUCUCCAAGGGAAGGGAAGGCCAACACCGGUGCUGCCAUUAAUGCUACAAGGAAAAACAUCUUCCGUGUAAAAUUUGGAAGCAGAAAGGCCCAAGGGAUAGAGCAAAUAGCCAUUCUGAUCACCCACAGACCCUCUGAAGAUAACGUAAGAAAGGCAGCUCGUGGUCUUCGGAGAGCUGGUGUGACUGUAUUCACCAUAGGCAUUGAAAAUGCUGAUUACACCCAGUUAACCCAGAUAGCAUCAUAUCCUCCACAGCAAUAUGUUACUAAGCUGACCGCAUUUUCUGACCUGCCAGAACAAGCUGGAACUUUACAAAAGAAACUCUUGAAUCAAAUUCAGGACAAGCUGUAUGUCCAGUCUAAAAGAAGAGAACUACUUAAAGCAGGAUGUGUGGACACAGAGGAAGCUGAUAUUUAUGUGCUCAUUGAUGGUUCAACAAGCAUUCUUCAUGAUGAUUUCGGAGACAUCAAAACAUUUUUGAAGGAAGUGAUUAAGAUGUUUAACAUAGGGCCGAAUAAAGUUCGCUUUGGAGCUGUGCAGUUCUCACAUUUCAACAAAACGGAGUUUGAACUUAAUGAAUACAACAACACAAAUGAUUUAGAAAGGGCUAUCGACAACAUUAGGCAAAUAUGCGGGGAUACCCGUAUUGGAGAAGCUUUGACUUUCAUGCAGCCACUGUUUAAAAAUGCAACGCAGCAGAGAGCUGGCAGGGUGCCUUGUUACCUCAUUGUCCUAACAGAUGGGGAGUCACAGGACAGUGUGAAGGAGCCUGCUGAGAGACUGAGGAAUGAGAAGGUUAAUAUUUAUGCCAUUGGUGUAAAAGAUGCAAAUGAAGCACAGCUCCAUGAAAUUGCAGGAUCAAAGAGCAGGUCUUUCUUUGUGCAAGAGUUUGACUCUUUGAAAAAGAUAAAAAAUGAAAUUGUUCAAAAGAUCUGUUCUAAAGAAGCCUGCAAAGAAAUGACAGCUGACAUCAUGUUUCUAGUGGACAGUUCUGGAAGCAUAGGACCAGAAAACUUUUUGAAAAUGAAAAACUUUAUGAGAGAACUGGUGAACAAAUCUGACAUCAGUGCAAACCGAGUGCAAGUUGGAGUCAUCCAGUUCAGUGGCACACAACACGAAGAGUUCCAGCUUGACCGAUACUCUUCAAAAAGUGACAUUUUCAGUGCUAUUGAUAAUAUGUCUCUUAUAGGGGAAAAUACACUAACAGGAAGCGCAUUGACAUUUGUGUCUGAUUAUUUCAAGCCUCCCAAAGGUGCACGUCCGGCUGUCAAAAAGUUUCUUAUCCUGAUUACAGAUGGGGAAGCACAGGAUGAAGUAAAAAGUCCAGCAACAGCCUUACGUGAUCAAGGUGUUAUUAUCUACUCUGUUGGGGUGUUUAAUGCAAAUAAACCUCAGCUGGAAGAGAUUAGUGGGAAGCCUGAGCUGGUUUUUUACAUCGAGGAGUUUGAUAUUCUGAAGCACAUAGAAGAUGAGAUCAUCUUUGGAAUAUGCAGGCCUCAUGAUGAAUGCAAGAGGAUAGAAAGAUUAGAUGUUGUGUUUGUGAUAGAUGGAUCUGGGAGCAUAAGUUCCGAACAAUACCAGACCAUGAAAGACUUCAUGAUUGAUUUGGUGAAAAAAUCUGAUGUCGCUCCAGAUAGAGUUCAGUUUGGAGCUGUAAAAUAUUCUGAUGAACCGGAAAUGUUUUUCUACCUUAAUAUGUACAGAACAAAAUCCGAGAUUGUUGAGGCUAUCCAGAAUGACGUAUCUAAAGGAGGUUCAACGUAUACAGCCAAGGCAGUUGGCUAUUCGGAAGCUCUGUUUGCUAAGGAGCAUGGUGGCCGCAAAAGUAAGGGAGUUCCACAGAUUCUUAUAGUGAUAACAGACGGUGAGUCCCAUGAUGCAGCACAGCUCGGUGACACAGCCAAGAGAUUAAGAGACAAUGGAAUUAUUAUCUAUGCUGUUGGGAUAGAAGGAGCAAAACCUGAUGAGCUUUUGGCCAUGGCUGGAUCAAAAGACAAAUAUUACUAUGUGGAUACAUUUGAAGGACUCAAAAACACAUCUGUAGCAAUAUCAGAAAAAAUAUGUGGUGAUUCAAAACCAGAGUGUGAAAUUCAAGCAGACCUUGUUUUCUUGAUUGACGGUUCCAAUAGUAUAAAGCCAGCUAACUUCACCAGGAUGAAGGAUUUCUUGAAAGUUAUACUAGAUCAGAUUGAUUAUGAUCAGAAUGUUCAAAUUGGCAUUGCCCAGUACAGUGACAGGUAUAAAAAAGAAUUCAGCCUGGGUGCUUUUCAGAACAAAUCAGAACUGAACAUUCAAAUUCAGAACAUUAAGCAGAUGACAGGAACUAGAACUUUAAUUGGAGCUGCACUUAGGAAGGUGAGGGAAUUCUUUGCACCAGUACGCAGCAGAAGAGUAACAAGAAACGUUCAACCAGUUUUGCUGGUAGUCACUGACGGGAAGUCACAUGAUGAUGUUGCUGAACCAGCAGAAGAUCUGAGAAGGGAAGGUGUUCAUAUAUAUGCUAUAGGAGUUGGGAAAAUUGAUCACUCGCAGCUCAUGCAAAUAGCUGGCGUCCCGGAAAGGAAGUACACUGUUAAUGAUUUCAAUGAGCUGAAGAUUAUUAAAAAAAGACUCGUUGAUGAUCUAUGCAAACCUGAUGUUCCUACAACUUGUUUUGUGGAUAUUGUUAUGGGAUUUGACAUCUCUUCACAAAAGAGAGGUGACCGUUUAUUCCAUGGACAGUACCAGCUGAAAGCAUAUCUUCCUGACAUUCUAAAAGCCCUCACAUCCCUAAGCAGUCUGAGUUGCAAUGUGGGGACAAAGACACAGAGCAGCGUGGCAGUUUACUUGAACAACACAGUUACACCCGUGUCUUCAAAGUUCCAGUUUGACAGUGAGAAAAUAUGGAACAGCCUGAGAGAGAUCCUGAUCGACAAACCAUCUAGUCUCAAUGGCAACCUCCUGGAGUCACUCUGGAAAACGUUUCCAAGCAAAGCUGAUGAUCAAAAUCGAAGGAAGGUUUUACUUGUAUUUUCAGAUGGUUUGGAUGAAGAUGUAGAAGAACUUGAACAAAAGUCAGAAGACCUCAGGAAAAAAGGAUUGGAUGCACUGAUGACCGUUGUUCUGGAAGGAGCCUCCAAAUUUAACGAGCUUCAGUACAUUGAGUUUGGAAAAGGAUUUGAAUACAUGACUCAAUUAACUAUUGGCAUGAGCAAUAUCGCCAAAGCACUGUCCAAGUAUGUGACUAACGUUGCUGAAAGGACGUGCUGUGCUGUUUUUUGCAAGUGCAUUGGGGAGGAAGGUGGAAUUGGACGCCAAGGGAAAGGAGGAGAUAAAGGACCUAAAGGUAUAAAAGGCAGUCGAGGACACUUAGGAGAAGAGGGAGAGCCGGGUUCAAGAGGACUGCCUGGACCAAGGGGAGAGCAAGGGAAUAAGGGAUGUGAUGGUAGUACAGGUCCUAAAGGAUUCCAAGGAAUAUCUGGUGAAAAGGGAGACGACGGGGACAACGGGAUUGAUGGACUUAAUGGAGAGCAGGGAUCACUUGGGUAUCCAGGAAAGAUGGGAGAAAAGGGUGACCCAGGCUACAUGGGCAGGCCAGGGCCAAGAGGACUCCCUGGUGAGCGUGGUGAGAGGGGCUUACGAGGAGAUCGUGGUAAUCCUGGAUUGGACAAUGACAUAAAAGGGUCCAUAGGUUCAAAAGGAGAACAGGGAAGACAGGGUGAAAGAGGACCAAUGGGCCUACCAGGGUCACCAGGCUCUCGGAGAACCACAGGAGCAAAAGGUCGACAAGGAACACCAGGUCCACAGGGGGAGAAAGGAGCUCCUGGUUUGACGGGCUUUCCAGGAGAACCAGGAUUUCCAGGAUCCCAGGGACAAAAAGGGAUUAAAGGUGUGAAAGGAGAGAAAGGAAGUGAAGGAAAUAAAGGGCUUCAGUGUGAACUGGGAACUGUGGGUCCAAAAGGGAGUCCUGGCAGUCCUGGAAUGAGAGGAAAUAAAGGAGAAUAUGGUGAUCCUGGAGAGACAGGACCGAGAGGGCCACCAGGUCAACGGGGAAUUCAGGGAGACAAUGGUGCUGAUAGAUAUGGUGAAUCAGGAAACAAAGGAGCAAAGGGACAAAAAGGAUUCACUGGAGAUAUUGGACAGAAGGGUGAAAUUGGAGAAACAGGAGUUCCAGGAGAACCUGGACCAAAAGGAAUCAGAGGACAAAUGUCUUGUUGGCAGGAAAAACCGGAAUGCCCAGUAUAUCCAACGGAACUAGUGUUUGCUUUGGACAUAUCCCAGGAUGUCACAUCCCAGUUAUUUGAAAGAAUGAGAGAGAUUGUAAUAUCAGUAGUGAAUGCCACCAAAAUUAGAGACAGCAACUGCCCAGUGGGAGCUAGAGUCGCUGUUGUGUCCUACAAUUCCAACACUCAUUAUCUGAUCCGCUUCUCCGAGUUCUACAACAAGAAUCAGCUCCUCAACAAACUUAAUAAUCUGGCUUAUGAGAGAUCCUCAAGCGAACGGGAUAUUGCGAGAGCGAUGGGAUUCGUUGCCAGGAAUGUUUUCAAGCGAACUCGCCAAGGUCCUAAUGUGAGAAAAGUAGCAGUGUUUUUCAGCAAUGGGCCGUCUGCAGAUGAGUUUUCUAUUAACACAGCAGUUCUGGAGUACACUGCAUUUGAUAUUGUUCCAGUAGUUAUCGCUUUUAAUGACGUUCCCCGCCUCAGUCGUGCUUUUGCGAUGGACGAUACUGGAUUCUUCCAGAUAUUAAAUAUUAAUCAAGAGGAUGACUAUGAGCCAUUCUUAGAAACAUUUCGGCGCUGCACUCUUUGUUAUGACAAAUGUAUACCAGAUGAGUUUUGUGAACGCCGCAGAUUCAGAUCACCACCGGUAUACGUGGAUGCUGCUUUCAUUUUGGAUAGCUCACAGAAAAUGAGUGGUACCGAAUUUGAGAACGUGAAAAACUUCUUGAGCAGAGUACUUGAUAACUUUGACAUUUCCUCUGAGCCAGAGACUUCUUCCACAGGUGAUAGGGUGGCUGUGGUGAGCCAUGCUCCACCAGGUUUCAAACCCCGAUUGGGGCAGAACCCUGUAAAGAAAGAAUUUGACUUUGUCACCUACAAGAAGAGACAGUUAAUGAAAAGACAUAUCCAAGAAUCUGUUCGACAGCUGAAUGGAGCAGCUGCUCUUGGCCAUGCCAUACAGUGGACAAUUGAUAAUGUUUUCUUAACUGCACCCCACUCCAGACAACACAAGGCUAUUAUUGUUAUAUCUGCUGGAGAAACAAGUCAGUGGGACAAAGACACAUUAAAGGAGGCAUCUCUGAGAGCCAAGUGCCAAGGAUAUGCUCUGUUUGUAAUUUCAUUAGGACAUGUAUAUAACGACAUGGAAUUGGAAGAGCUGGCUAGUAUUCCCCUGGAACAUCAUUUGAUUCAGCUGGGCAGAGUUCAUAAGCCUGAACUUGAAUACGUAGUGAGGUUUAUGAAACCAUUUGUGCAUCUCCUCAGGCGUGCAAGCAACAAAUAUCCACCAGUAGAGCUCAAGAGAAUUUGUACUGGAGCUCGCUCUCAGAAACCAGAAUCUGCACUAAGGGGCCAACAUGUUGCUAUCCUAGAUGAGGAUUGGUCAGGAGGUGAUGCCAGAGCUGAAGCUGAAUACGCUGUUUCUGGGCAUGCAACACUAAUGUUCCAGGAUGACAUAAGCAAUGGUCCUCUAAACACCAAUGGUUUUGCCAGCAGUACACAUCAAUCCUUGGUAACUACCGACAUAAUGGAGAAUGCUACCAAAACACACGGAAGGAAAGAUAACAUGGCUGGAACCAAAGUGUUUUAAACAAUGACAUGGUUAAAUAUGGCACUGGGCUGAAGAAACUAACUAUGCUGCAUGGUUCUGACCUAUAAAAAUUCCCAUCUCUGCAAUGGUUUAUUGGUGGAAAUCAUGGAAGAAAUGUGGACAUGAUCUGUCAGAUACAGAAUCAUUUUAUUCCUUUAAGAAAUGGACAAGACUGUAUUUUAAAAAACUUGAAUAUCUCUAUCCCUAUGCACGUAGGGUCUGCUCCUGUAUAGUACUGAACAUGCUCAACUCCCAUUCACUUCAAUGGAAGGUGAGGACACUUGGAAAUUAACAGGGUCAGGCCCUUAAGGAACUGUCUAGGCUCCAGGUCAGUUGUGCUUUGUUGGAGUUGGCCGGCAAGAACUGAGGCAUUAAUGUGUGUGUAACACUCUCCUCUUUCAAUGAGUAAACUGCAGUGCAAAUUCUUUUCAGUGAAACUUUACUUUCCAUAGUCCUUCUACAGGUGUACGUUGUAUUGUGUAAAGAUAGAAGGCUUUUUAGUCACUGCUGUGCUUUUCCAGAUAGAGUAACUAUGCAAUUGGUGACUGAAUUACUUCUUUUAGACCAAGGAGAACUCUAAAAGAACAUUGUGUCUUUAACAUGGAACAUCUUGUCUACCUUAAAACAAAACAAAAAAAGUCAUAAGCAUAGGGCUUGUAAAAAAUACUUUCCAAUGUUUUUUUUUCCCCCCCAUCAAAAAAUGUUGAGGCCAUGGAAUUGAAGCAUUCUACAGGAAUAUCUCUAUUCCAUAAUAAGUUUUAAUGGAAACCAAGCAGACUGGCUCCUGAUGGUCUGGCCAGUGUGUUUCAAAAAGUCUAUUCCACAGAAAACUUUGUAUUUCCAACUGCUUGUUCUGAUUUGGAACAACAAAAAAAUUCAGAAUUGCAGGUUUCGUGGGACAGAACUUGUACAACUCUACUUGUCUUCAUAGCUACAUGGACCCUAUUCAAUUUUACAGUCUCAAUAUUAAAAAGUGGCUAAAUGAAAUUGUUUUAUGCCAAAAUAUACCAAGUUUCAGACUGAUGAUGUCAAAUAGUCACCAAAAAUAUUGCAACAUCCAGGUUUGUUGUACAUUUACAAAGCUUCAUUUCAGUGUUAGUACACAGAUGUGUAAAAAUGAACAGCAUAUGUAUACAGUGGCUCAUUGCAUUUUAACUGGUAUGUUAAGUACUUUGAGCAGGUAGUGAGCCUAUCAAACUAUCCUUCCCAUACUAUAGCAUUGUUAGUUACGCAUGGAGUAAACUCUUGAACCUAGAAUUAUGAUGUGUCAAUUGUGGAAAAGAAGAGAUAUUGGUUAAAUGUAUCUUUUUAUUCCAAAAAGGAAAAUUUAAACCAAAUUACUACUGAAGUCUCUAGGGAUAUAAACCACUGGCUUUAGUGGGAUCAGGCUUUGAAUAUCAGUGCACUCCAAGGAACAAAAGUCCCAUUUCUCAAACUCUUAUGACCCGGCCUAAGUGACUCUUCACAGUAGUAAGCAUGCCUGAUUAUCAUUGUUCAAAGCUUCAGACCUCAAAUUCUUUCAAAUAAAAAUGUUCACAAUUUAGACCAGUUUUUUGGUUCACAGAGUAGUAUAAAAAAUUUAUUUUUCUGACUUAAGACGACACCUGAGAAUUACAUUUUUGUAGGAAAAAGGUACUGCUGCGUGAGUGAGUUGAGUGCACAAACAACUGUACCUUGAGAUUAGGAAUUGAAAUGAGAUUUGCUGAAAUUGUCAGUGUUGUCUGGCAACACAAAUCUGUUAGAUGAGCCAAGAUUCAGAUCCUCAUGUCCCACCGACUAGCACUGUUGAAGUCAACAAAACUUCUCAUAAAAGUAUGAAACGCAUAAUUUGGGGCUACAGUACAAAAUACCAUACAUUAUUUCUGAGAGCAACAUGCACAUAUUGUAUAUAGGGUUCAGAUCUGCUUAGUGGUUUCACCCUUCUAGUUUUGAAGUUGCCAUGCUUGCCUCACAUUUUGUUUUGUUUUUAAAUGUCUUUCACCAAUUAGAGGUUACAGCUAGUUUUUAAAAGUAUGGGGACAGUUGUAAAAUGUACCUUCUAUCACUAUGCUGGCAUCAUACUGAGCUUUUUAAUGCAGAUUAUGCAACAUGUCAUGGUACCAAUUAAACUA
This is a messenger RNA of Chrysemys picta bellii (western painted turtle), 9458 nucleotides long. NCBI's taxonomy places the organism in Eukaryota, Metazoa, Chordata, Testudines, Emydidae. The record is from RefSeq and is a predicted model, not a curated record.